GUGGCUUCUCUAUCAAGAUCCACCAAAUGACUGGAAGGAUCUUUUAUUUUGCCUGUUCGCCGUCAGAUACCAUUGGGAGCAUCAAAAAAGGUAUUGAGGACCAACAAGGGAUUAAUGCUGAUACUCAAAAGCUUUUCUAUGCUCCAACUUCAACAACACUUGAGAAUGGUUAGUAUUCUACCUAUAUAAUCACCGCGAAGUGCUCAAUUAAAUUCCCGGUAGGUAGAUAAAACGUUGGCUUAUUACGGCAUACCUAAUGUAAGUCUUACGUCCUUAAUGCCAUUCUAACAUAUGGGCUGUCCGAAGAAGCAAAAUUAGAACAAGGUAUCGCAAUCCGAAGUUAACAUCAACUACAGUAGAGAUGUGACAUAUAUCUCUGCAUAAUGCUCCGGGGAGGUUGGCUUCCAUCUAUGGAGAUUGCAGUAGGUGGAAAAAUCGAGCAAAAUAUCGUAGAAGACGACACGGAUCCGACCCGGUGGAUGAAAGAUCAAACGAUAACGGUUCCGGUCCAGAUCCUCAACAGCACCGCCUACCGCCGAGUUACAGGCGAGGACCCACCGCCCUCGCCCAUCGAUGCAUCCACAUACGCAGAGGCGGGACUUCCAUUCUUCGAGCUGUGGGAGGAGCCUAGCAGCGUUGCCGGCGACUUCGAAGGAGUCAAGAGCGUCAACCAGAUAGAGCAAGACCGAGGCCUUGCACAGGGGAGCGAGGCACCUGUUCAUCCGCGGAUCGUCGAGCUGAAUAACCGUAGCGACAUCACAAUUCCUAAUCGACAUGCAAUGUUGAUCGACGAUCCGGAUGGUCUGAUGAAUCCGGCUGGCCCUCUUCGCAAAUUCCGCACUGUUGCUGAUAUGAUGCGCGACUUGGAAAUUUAGGUCUGAUCUGAUCUAAUAUGGUCUAGGAAGGGUUGUAUUCUUGCAAUCGGGGAG
Molecule: messenger RNA, 929 nt
Organism: Annulohypoxylon truncatum
Lineage: Eukaryota; Fungi; Ascomycota; Sordariomycetes; Xylariales; Hypoxylaceae
Exons: 1
Coding region: 384-875 (163 amino acids)
Source: RefSeq, a predicted model, not a curated record